Molecule: messenger RNA, 452 nt
Organism: Olea europaea var. sylvestris
Lineage: Eukaryota; Viridiplantae; Streptophyta; Magnoliopsida; Lamiales; Oleaceae
Exons: 2
Coding region: 3-452 (149 amino acids)
Source: RefSeq, a predicted model, not a curated record
CUAUGUCCCCAACUAAUGGAGGAUAUAUUGGUCAAGCAAGUCAGCAGAGAUCUAUACAACAUGGUGACAGGGGAUCUACUCGUGAUGGAUAUGGUAAUCAUGAGGCUAAUAUUUCCAAUCAUGAGGUCGGAAAUGAGCAAAUGGAUGAUGAACUUUAUCAAGAAGAUAUGUUUGGAUCUAAUAGGCCCAAAGGUGACAGGAUGUCGCUAACUAGAGGAGGAAAUACAUCUAGCCGAGCAAGGCAGCAUAAAUCAAGACGUGGGGAUGGUACAAGGUCUAUACGGAGCAAUAAUGAACAUCAUGAUCCUAGUACUCUCAAUGAUAAGUUGAGAGGUGAGCAUGCAGAUGAUUUGCCCAGAGCUAGUAAUAGGACCAGGGGUCCUAAUCGUGGUAUUCCUAUGCCUGCUGAUCGAUCACAACAUAUCGAAAUAACUAUUAAAAAUAGCACAUAA